AUGGAUAACAAACGGAGAUCGUCCGCCGUCAACGGCGCGAAUGAAGCCGAUGAACGCGCUGCGAAGCGCCAGAGACUAACUGAGAAAUACGAUCUCAGCAAGCAAGAGACGGUCGAGUCGACUACCGAACACGGCCACUUCUUCCUUGAACAGAUACGCCGGACUGCAGAUAAGAAUGGUCGCAAGGUCGCGGGCUAUUUUGAAAAGCUGCCCCCGAGAGAGAAUAACCCCGACUAUUACAAGAAGACGAGGAUGCCGAUUUCGCUCUCGAUCAUCGAAAGGAAGCUCACCAAUGGCGACUUCUCCACGCUUACAGAGCUGGAAAGCUACUUCAAACGCAUGGUGUCCAACGCAAAGGAAUUCUACCCUCGCAACACUCAGCAGUUCGAUGAUGCGGAGAGAGUUCGCAAAGCUCUGAGUAAUUUCAUGACCAAGACCAAUCCCGCGUAUGCCAGAGGCGGCUAUGCCGCGGUUCCAACCCCUCUACCUGCCAACCGCGUCGAUGAAGCCGAGGAAGAUGACGAGGAAGACGCUCCAUCAAACCCUGGCCGUCGCAAGUCACAGGUUAUCGCAAAGUCUACCGAGGAACAGGGUGACGCUGAUGGAGACGAGGACGAGGAGGAAGAGGAAGCCGAAGCUGACGAGGAUGAUGAAGAGGAAGAUGACGACGCAGAAGGCGAGGAGGACGAUGACGAGGGAAGCCAGAACUCGAAGCCGACUAUUCUCAUUCGUCGCAGAGGACCCGGUAGACCGUCCAAGGGCGCGACUCCUCGUAAAUCAAAGGCACGGAUGGUCACGCCUAGUCGCCCUGACUACGAGUACGAAGGCGUUCCGUACAAGGGCCUCAACUUCCAGACGGCCCAAGAGAAGAUCGUGGAGGAGAUGAUUCGCCAGAAAGAAGACGGCGAGGCCGAAGCGUACUUCGAACCCUUCGUCAACCUUCCCCCGCGGGUUUUGAAAGACUACUACAGGAUCGUCAAGGAGCCCAUGUCGCUCCGCAAGCUCCAAAAGAUCACCAAGGGUGUCAGAGGUCGCAACGAGGCCACUGGCUCUAGCGACUUGAAGAGCUGGGCGGCAUUCGAAGAGACAGCUAGCUUACUCUGGAAGAACGCCUUCUUCUACAAUGAAGAAGGAAGUGAGAUUUACGAGCUUGCCCAGGAGCUUCAGGACUUCUUCGCCGAUGAAUUGAAACAGGCCAAGGCAGCUGUGCCAGAGCCUUCGCAGCCCAAGAUCAAGCUCAAGGUCCAGCAGCCUGCUAUCGAGCAGCCAACGGCGUCUAAGAAGAUCACCAUCCAUGUUGGAGGCAAGAGUGAGUCCGCGGACUCGCCCGCGCCCGCAAUUUCUCAAUCAGCGGGAGUCCUCAUCAAUGAUCAAGCGCCGCUUGCCAACGGCACCGCUCGCCAGGUUGGACUGCCAGCCGUUUCAGCUGCGAUGGACAGACUCCGCAGCACGUCGGCCGCGUCCCCAAGCCCGUCUGUCGCGAACAACAUCAAGCGCGAGGACGCAACAAGGCCUUCUCCUGUAGUGACCCCCGGUCAACCAAGCACCCCUUCUGCUUUUCAGCCGCCUGCGUCGCAGACGACGAACCUGUCUAGCGCGACCUUCCAGCCUAUUGGAGUUGUGCAGCCUCAGCCGCAGGCGAAUGCUACUCCACAGCCGCCUCCGAAGCCUUUGUGGGACCAGCAGUUCCGUGCCCCUGGCAAGAGUGUUGCAGAUGCACUGAUCAGCAAUCUGACUGUCCAGACCCAUCCGAUGAUUAAUGCUGGAGGUCGCUUCGAGAUCACUUUGCUGCCCCUCGAGAGAGAGUGCAAGCAGUCUAUGACCGUCCAUCUCCCUGCCGGCCAGUUGAGAAUUCAAAUUAUUGCGACGAUGCCGACGUUUCUCGAAAAGGAUGAGCGUCAGUGGCGACUUUAUGUGUCGGUCAACCGGCAGGUUGUACAUCAGUUCCAUCCCAUUCAAGGACAGGUGCUUCCCGUCAACGCUAGAGUCUUUGACGUCCAGCUCCAGGCUGGAACCGUCAAUGAAAUCGAGGUCUCCGUCGCGGCUGCUCUGCCUAAGGGACAGAAGCUGCCAAGUGGUGCCGAUUUUGAGGAGUUUUCCGAUACCACUAUUCAAGCUGUUCCGGCUGGCGGCCUUUUAGGCGCCAACAACAUCUAUGGAAACCAGGCGGGCUUUCAGGCUAUCGAUCAAGUCCGCUGGAGGAGCUAUCAGGCCAAUGAUGGUAUUCCCACUCCGAAUCUAAGGGCCCCUCCAGUGACCCUACAAGAUGUCUGGGAUCAAGCCAAACUCAGAAGCGCGACAACGGUCUCUGUGGCGAACGCACUCGGAUUCCGAGAGUACACUACCGACGAUGGACUGGUCACCUUUUACCCGCCCAUCCCGUCUUGGCCUGAAGACGACCAGAUGUCGCUGCAUCUACCUACACCUCAGCCGCCUGCGGCGACCACUUUGAAUCAUCGAGACCAUGACCCCCGAGCGCCUUCGCCUCGAGUUGAAUCUCGUCUAUAUCCCCGCCUACAGAAUCUGUUAUCUGAGGGUACAGAUCAUACACCCCUGCCCAGUGACUCAGCUCAGUACCAGUCUCCCACAGCUUUUCAGUCUAUGGAUCACCGUGCCAAUCAGAUAACUAUGGGGCCACCGCCGACUAGAGACCUUCUAGCUGCAGACGCACGCUUGAGACAGCAGAUUGAUCAGCGACACUUCAGAGAUGCGGAACAGAUGGGGUUCGCACGCAACACGCACUCCCAAAACUGUCAGCAAGAGGCGAGCCAUCACCAGGUUCCUCAUGCAACCCAACGUGUCCUUGAUUCGCAAGCUGCUAGUCGAUUCUACGAUCAUCUGCCCCAGCGACUUGGCCUGGUCCACACCGACUUGCCGGGCGAGCAGCUGCGACAGCAACUCCAGCUUGAACAGAUGGGUAAGAGAUCUAACUUCCAAGACGAUCAACGCAAGCAGACUCGGGAAUACCUUCAGUACCGACAGUCCCCAUAUCCUUCGCAGCAGCGCACCGAGAGUGAUGCCAGACAGGAGGACGCUAUAACGUCGCUUCAGAAAGCUCAAAACGCGGCCAUGGGCAACCGAAUGGAAAAGGUCAAACAGGAGGUUCGGCAACUGGGAGGGUUCCAGGGCCAGCAUUAUAUGCGAAACCUUGUGGCGUUGGUUGAAGAGGACUACAAACUGAUGGGCGCCUGCGUGGAGGUGGAGAUGAAGACCAUUGAGCAGCGCGAGAAAGACGCUGGUCAACCCAAGCUGGUGGGACCAGCCAGGAAAGGUGACCUGGAUGGUGAGUACAUUUGGUCCGUUUGA
Molecule: messenger RNA, 3306 nt
Organism: Colletotrichum orchidophilum
Lineage: Eukaryota; Fungi; Ascomycota; Sordariomycetes; Glomerellales; Glomerellaceae
Exons: 7
Coding region: 1-3306 (1101 amino acids)
Biological process (GO): chromatin remodeling
Cellular component (GO): RSC-type complex
Molecular function (GO): protein binding
Source: RefSeq, a predicted model, not a curated record